Xyrauchen texanus (razorback sucker) is the source of this 1545-nucleotide messenger RNA. Its product is annotated as protein EFR3 homolog B-like. Gene Ontology annotation, biological process: protein localization to plasma membrane. The record is from RefSeq and is a predicted model, not a curated record. Bases 595 to 1545 code for a protein of 316 amino acids. Gene Ontology annotation, cellular component: plasma membrane. Lineage: Eukaryota; Metazoa; Chordata; Actinopteri; Cypriniformes; Catostomidae. The transcript is spliced from 9 exons.
ACAGGAAUCUAUGCAGAGCUGAGGGAUGACAUGAGCUGAUCUGAACAUUCAAGACCCUGUAAAAAAAACCUUGGAUUAACAUUAAAAGGAGAGGUAUCAAAACCUGAAAGAGACUACGAUCGAGGGAGCUUUACAGAAGAUUUGUUUUGUUCAUUCUUUUUCGUAAAAGUUGAACAUUCAAGUUUUUGAUAUUUGAGAUUUAAUACUGAUUUCGCUUUUUUUGGGUGUAGUUUUGUAUGUUUGUAUUGGCUAGUUUGUAAUUUUUGGUUGACGUUUACCCCCAAAAGUUUCUGAUUUGGUUAUUUGAGGCAAAUAUCCAGUAUUGGAUCUGAAAAUUCCGGAUCUGAAUAUUGGAUUGGAUUGUAAAAGUCAGUUUACUUAUUUUUUAUUUUGUUUUUAAAAACAAAUUUGUUGUCAUAUUUUAGAUAGAAUUUUAGACGAUUAUGUGAGUUGCAAAAGUGCAGGCUGCUCUUUUAUAUGUCUUUAUCAGUUCAGCAGUAAUUCAAUUCUGUGGGUUCAGCUAGCUAGAUAGCCUAAGCGGGGAUAUUUUGGUGAUUUUAAGAGUUGUUUUUGAGUGCAAGUGCUGGUUUUCUUAUGCCAAUGGCUGUCCCUGAACCUGUUGCCCCCCGGAGGCUGGCACUGGACUGCCGUACCCUGCUGGAUCAUCGCCCGAGCCGUGGGGUGUGUGGAUGUUGUGGAGCGUUGAGGCCUCGCUACAAGAGGCUGGUUGACAAUAUCUUUCCAGAAGACCCAGAGGAUGGAUUGGUGAAGGCUAACAUGGAGAAGCUGACUUUCUACGCCCUCUCAGCUCCAGAGAAGUUGGAUCGGAUCGGGGCGUACCUGUCUGAAAGACUGUCCCGUGAUGUGGCUAGACACAGAUAUGGGUAUGUGUGUAUUGCGAUGGAAGCCCUCGACCAGCUGUUAAUGGCGUGCCACUGUCAGAGUAUCAACCUGUUUGUAGAGAGUUUCCUCAAGAUGGUGCGAAAACUCCUGGAGGCUGAUAAACCCAACCUGCAAAUCCUGGGAACCAACUCUUUUGUGAAGUUUGCUAACAUCGAGGAGGACACCCCCUCGUAUCAUCGCAGUUACGAUUUCUUUGUGUCACGCUUUAGUGAGAUGUGUCAUUCCAGCUAUGAGGACCCUGACAUCCGCACCAAAAUCCGAAUGGCUGGCAUCAAAGGUCUUCAGGGUGUAGUAAGAAAGACCGUGAAUGAUGAGUUGCAAGCAAACAUCUGGGACCCUCAGCACAUGGACAAGAUCGUACCCUCCCUGCUCUUCAAUCUACAGUCUGAAGAAGGCACAGAGAGUCGCUCUCCCUCCCCGCUGCAGGCCAGUGAGAAGGAGAAAGAAAGCCCCGCCGAGCUGACUGAACGCUGCUUUCGGGAACUGCUGGGUCGAGCAGCCUAUGGCAACAUCAAGAACGCUGUCACCCCUGUGCUUAUGCAUCUUGAUAAUCACUCGCUGUGGGAAGGCAAAACAUUUGCAGUGCGUUGCUUUAAGAUUAUCAUGUACUCCAUUCAGGCUCUUCAGCUAAAGCCCUUGUAA